ACACUCAAAAACACACACACGCAAACAAAGCAUUUCUACUCCGCACAGAAGCCGUCUUCAAGCUUCAGACUUUCAUCAGAUAUGGCUUCCUGCUUGCGGUUACCAAUCGUUACUUCAGUUCAUACUUCAUCAUCUUCUUCUUUACGGCGGAAUUCGAAGCCUAUAUACGCAGCUAGCCAUCGAUGCAGCGUUAAAAUCCCUAUGCCGCCGUUGAACCCUAAAGAUUCUUUUCUAUCUAAACUUGCUUCUUUGGCUGCAAAUUCUCCAGAAGAUCUCCUCUCAAAGCCUCCGCGUUCAGAUACUCUUCCUUACUUGGACUUAUUCGAUUCCCCCAAGCUCAUGGCUACUCCAGCUACAGUAGAGAGAUCUGUUUCUUAUAAUGAGCAUAGGCCUAGGAGACCGCCGCCGGAUCUUCCAUCCUUACUUCUUAAUGGAAGAAUUGUUUACAUUGGAAUGCCAUUGGUUCCUGCAGUUACAGAGCUUGUGGUUGCAGAGUUGAUGUAUCUUCAAUAUAUGGAUCCUAAAGAGCCAAUUUUUAUUUAUAUCAAUUCUACAGGAACAACUCGAGAUGAUGGUGAAACUGUAGGGAUGGAGACUGAGGGUUUUGCAAUUUAUGACGCAAUGAUGCAGCUGAAGAACGAGAUACAUACUGUGGCAGUUGGGGCUGCCAUAGGUCAAGCAUGUCUAUUAUUGGCGGCAGGAACCAAGGGUAAACGCUUUAUGAUGCCGCAUUCCAAAGCUAUGAUCCAGCAACCUCGUGUUCCAUCAUCCGGGCUAAUGCCUGCCAGUGAUGUUCUUAUCCGAGCCAAGGAGGUUGUAUUUAACAGGAAUACACUUGUAGAACUUCUGGCUAAGCACACUGAAAAUCCAGUAGAGACAGUUGCAAACGUGAUGAAGAGACCGUUUUACAUGGACUCUACAAAAGCUAAAGAAUUUGGUGUCGUAGACAAGAUACUAUGGCGUGGUCAGGAAAAGAUUAUGGGAGAUGCUGCUUCACCCGAUGAUUGGGACAGGAAAGCUGGCAUUAAAGUUGUAGAAGCCUAAUAGUUUCAUUCACAUUAGAAAACGAAACUGCAAUCGGUUAUGAAUGAUGUAUAAAUUUUCUAAUGUAAACUGUUUUGAUCUUUUCAAGAUUCAUUUCUUGUCGUGCUU
Molecule: messenger RNA, 1152 nt
Organism: Impatiens glandulifera
Lineage: Eukaryota; Viridiplantae; Streptophyta; Magnoliopsida; Ericales; Balsaminaceae
Product: ATP-dependent Clp protease proteolytic subunit-related protein 3, chloroplastic
Exons: 9
Coding region: 82-1044 (320 amino acids)
Biological process (GO): protein quality control for misfolded or incompletely synthesized proteins
Cellular component (GO): endopeptidase Clp complex
Molecular function (GO): ATP-dependent peptidase activity; ATPase binding; serine-type endopeptidase activity
Source: RefSeq, a predicted model, not a curated record